UAUUUUUUUUCAUUUUUAUGUUUUGGUUGUUUGUUCUUCAAAUUUUAUCCAUGAAGCAGAGAUUCGAGACUUGUGAUUUGAACUGUAAAGACUAAAGUACAGCACGACGGCAGAGCUUAUUUGAGUAGUAAGUGAAUACCAAAGUUUCCUUCUCCGACGCAACCUCCAAAUUUACCUGCUCAAAUUUAACCGAUCAGUCAAUUCCCUUCAAACCUGGCUCCCGACAUCUGGAAACGCCUAUUCCCACCGGGAACCAGAAGAAGAGUCCCAAUCAUCCCCGAAAUCAGGACACUUCGCCGCUUUAAUCGGGUAAUGGACGUAAACGUGUUCAAAUUUUGUUCCGGCCUCAAAGUUCUCGGCUACUUGAUGAUUCUUCUAGUCGCCGGAAUAAUCGCCGUCUCCUACUACGCCGUGGUGAUUGUUACUUGGGGUCCCCAAUUGCUUCGCGGCGGUGCUCACUCUGUUUUGGCCUUCUUCAUGGUUGUACUGUUCCAUGUUCUGCUCGUACUGUUACUGUGGAGCUAUUUUAUGGUAGUGUUUAAGGACCCAGGUUCUGUACCCGUUAACUGGAGUCCAGUGGUGUUGGAGGAGAAUUUGGAGGGAGGAAGUUCCAUCAGUGAGUCGAAUUAUGGAGCGCCCGGGGCUUUGAGUUCCACACGGUCUGCAUCUGAGGCGUUGGAUGGAAGACCAGUUGUGGGGUUUUGCAAUCACUGCCAGAAUAGCAAGCCACCGCGUUGCCAUCAUUGCUCUGUUUGCCAAAGAUGUGUUCUUAAGAUGGAUCAUCAUUGUGUUUGGGUAGUGAAUUGUGUCGGAGCUCGAAACUACAAAUUUUUCCUUCUUUUCUUGCUGUAUACAUUUCUGGAGACAACAAUGGACACUCUAGUAUUAUUGCCUAGUUUUAUGAAGUUCUUUGAUGAAGCCAAGAAUCAUUCAAACUCCCCUGGCAAACUAGCAGUUCUAUUUUUGGCUUUUGUUCUUAAUUUGGCUUUUGCCCUCAGUCUUCUUUGCUUCAUAGUUAUGCAUGCUUCUCUUCUGUCAAGUAACACCACAUCUGUAGAGGUUUAUGAGAAGAAAGGAGCAGUCGGGUGGAAGUAUGACAUGGGCAGGAAGAAUAAUUUUGAACAGGUAUUUGGUGCAAAGAAGACACUAUGGUUACUUCCAUUGUUCUCUAAGGAAGAUUUAGAUAAUAUACCUGCACUGCAUGGCCUAGAUUUCCCAACCCGCUCUGAUGUUGAGGCUUGAGGCUAGCACAAACCUCUUUCCUUCAUUUCUGUUGUUGCAAUUUCUUGCGAUGUAUCCUUACUUUAUUCUUUCACUAUUUCGUCUAAACGAUAUCCUUACUUUCCCCUGUGUUUGAAAUUUUGGACAUAGAAGUCUUUAUACAUUGGAUGUGACUUCAGUGUGGGUAUCCUAGCAGGAGCCAAAUAGUUGAAAACUUACUCUUGCCUUACCAUAUGACAGUAACUGAUCGGUUGAUUACUUCAUUGCAAAAUUUGCACGAAUGUAUUUUUUUUGUCCCCAUAGAUACAGGGGAACUGGUGGGGGAAAGCGUGCUUGAAUGCAGGUCAGCCACGCAAAGCAUGAGAGCUAUUAACGCCAGGCUAAGCAGUCGAUAGAGAUGUAUACAAACACAACUUGUAUUAUUUCUUUAUAAAGGAUAUUUUUCUUUUUAAGAUUA
Messenger RNA from Jatropha curcas, 1678 nucleotides. RefSeq names its product DHHC-type zinc finger family protein. Gene Ontology annotation, molecular function: palmitoyltransferase activity. Lineage: Eukaryota; Viridiplantae; Streptophyta; Magnoliopsida; Malpighiales; Euphorbiaceae. The record is from RefSeq and is a predicted model, not a curated record.